CGGUCCGAUUUUUUAUCUCUCUCGGUUCAUUCCCUAAAACGAUUCUAUAUAUCAAAAUCUCGCUCUCUAUUACACAACACAUUUCCAUUUCUGUUAUCAAAAUUUCUUUCUCCACACACAAUCGCAACAACCAUCACCAAUGGCGGUGAAUCUCACCGCAAACGCUAUUACGGCGAUAAUCGCCGGCGACGUCGACGCAAAACCGUUACUUCAAGUUCUCGAUAUUGCAACAAUCGUAAGUACCAAAAACUCUCAACAACAGCGUUACCGUCUUCUUCUCUCCGACGCCGUUUCGUCUCAUCACGCUAUGCUCGCUGCUCAACUCAACGACCGAGUCAAUACCGGUCGAGUUAAGCAAGGUUCCAUCGUUCAGCUUCUCGAUUACAUUUGCACUCCGCUUCAGAAUCGCAAGAUUAUUAUGGUGCUUAACAUGGAAACCAUAAUACCUGAUUGUGAAAUCAUUGGGAAUCCAAAGUCAUUUGUGGAUUCAGAGUUACCAGUUCAGAAAGCAUUGCCUGAUAACACUGUGGCUGGUUCGUCCAGAAGUAUUAAUAAUUUGGCUGCUCAAAAUGCUGGUAGUAAUGGGCAGAAUUUCAGGCCAACAGUUCAACCUCCAUACCAACCUCCUCCGCUUUACAAAGGUCGUGGUGCAGUUAUGAAAAAUGAGGCGCCAGCACGUGUAAUACCUAUAGCUGCUUUAAAUCCCUAUCAGGGUAGGUGGGCCAUCAAGGCAAGGGUUACUGCAAAAGGGGAUUUGCGCCGCUAUAACAAUGCUCGUGGAGAUGGAAAAGUCUUCUCGUUUGAUCUCCUUGAUUCUGAUGGAGGUGAAAUACGGGUAACUUGCUUUAAUGCUGUUGUUGACCGUUUCUAUGAAGCAAUUGAGGUUGGUAAAGUUUACUUGAUAUCGAAAGGUAGCUUGAAACCCGCACAGAAGAAUUUCAACCAUUUGAAGAAUGAAUGGGAAAUUAUGCUGGAUUUAAAUUCAACGAUUGAGCUUUGCCCAGAUGAGGAUGGUUCUAUACCUAGACAGCAAUUCUCCUUCAGACCUAUCAGUGACAUUGAGAUUGUUGAGAAUAACGCUAUCCUUGAUGUUAUUGGGGUUGUGACAUCUGUGAAUCCUUCAGUUCCCAUCUUAAGGAAGAAUGGAAUGGAAACACUGAGAAGGGUUUUGAAUCUGAAGGACAAUUCUGGCAAGAGUGUUGAGCUAACACUUUGGGGUGAAUUCUGCAACAGGGAAGGACAAAAGCUUCAAGAGAUGGUGGAUGCUGGGGUUUUCCCCGUUUUAGCAGUAAAGGCUGGGAAAGUUAAUGAAUUCAGUGGAAAGUCUAUAGGCUCUAUUUCUACUACACAGCUUUUCAUAAAUCCCGAUUUCCCUGAGGCUCAGACCUUAAGAAACUGGUUUGAUCAAGUUGGGAAAGAUUCUGCUUCUCUAUCCAUUUCUAAGGACAUCACUCAUGGAGGACCCAAAAAUGAGAUACGCAAAACUGUGUCUCAAAUUAAAGAUGAAGGUCUAGGGCGUUCAGGCAAGCCAGACUGGAUAACAAUGAGGGCAACCGUAUCAUUCAUGAGGACCGAUCCGUUUUGUUACACAGCUUGCCCUCUGAUGAUUGGAGAUCGACCGUGCAAUAAGAAAGUGACGAAGUCAGGAGACACAAAAUGGCAGUGUGAUAGAUGCAACCAGGAGUUUGAGGAAUGUGAUUAUCGUUACCUUCUCCAAGCUCAAAUCCAGGAUCAUUCAGGAUUAACUUGGGUAACUGCUUUCCAGGAAGCAGGGGAGGAGAUUAUGGGGUACCCAGCAAAAGAUUUGUAUGUGUUGAAGUAUGAACAGGAGGAUGAUGAGAAGUUUGGAGAUAUAAUCAAGAGUAGACUCUUCAAUGAGUUUGUGUUUAGGCUGAAAAUCAAAGAGGAAUUAUAUAAUGAGGAACAGAAGGUGAAGAUUACAGUAGUUAAGGCAGAUAAGGUGAAUUAUUCUGCAGAGAGUAGGUACAUGCUUGAUUUUAUUUCCAAGUUCCGUAGGCAGUGAUUAUAGCUUGGUUGCAGCAUAUUUUCAUGUGAUUAGCCAUACAUAUUGGCAUUAGUCUAUAAGCUUAACGUAGAGUCGAGUAUCCAUGAUUACGGAUUAUUGCAUCAUACGUGUAAUCACAAUACGUUUUUAUCGGCUAUUAUUAUUCGACUUACAGUCUGAUAGUUUGUUUUAAAUUUUCUGUCAGCUAUGAGCCAUACAUGUUGGCAUUAGUAUACAAGCUUUACAUAGAAUUGACUAUUAGUGAUUAUGGAUUAUUGCAUCAUACGUGUAAACGGUAAUCACACUACGUUUAUCAACCAUUAUUCUACGUAUUGUCUGAUCUUAUGUUUUAAA
This is a messenger RNA of Medicago truncatula (barrel medic), 2359 nucleotides long. Its product is annotated as replication protein A 70 kDa DNA-binding subunit A. Lineage: Eukaryota; Viridiplantae; Streptophyta; Magnoliopsida; Fabales; Fabaceae. Bases 140 to 2023 code for a protein of 627 amino acids. The transcript has 2 exons. The record is from RefSeq and is a predicted model, not a curated record. Gene Ontology annotation, biological process: telomere maintenance via telomerase; meiotic cell cycle; DNA replication. Gene Ontology annotation, cellular component: DNA replication factor A complex; nucleus. Gene Ontology annotation, molecular function: single-stranded telomeric DNA binding; damaged DNA binding.